ACAGAGUCAACAGGCUGUACGAGGAGCAGACGGAACGUCUGUAGGACUGGACAAAAACAAACCAGCGGGUCAACACACUGUGACCACGUACUCGACUUUACUUGAAAGACGUUUUAGAAUCAUUCUUUUAAUCAGCUGAUUUUUUUUUACAUUUAUUUUUAAUUUUUUAUCGACUUGGGAUGUAACUUUCAGUGUUGUUUCCUGCGCCCAAGCGGAGCUCUCUUUUCCCGGUCAGUUUUAUCUUGCGUUCGCUCACGUCUCCGAGGCGAAGUUGCUGCUUUUGAGGAGCGACAGGUUCGUCACAAUUACAUGACAUUGUAACACUUUUCUCACUCACCUUUCGACCAUGGCGGAAGCGCCUCAGCAGCCACACCUGGUGGAAAUCGACCCGGAUUUUGAACCGCUGUCGCGGCCCCGGUCGUGCACUUGGCCAUUGCCCCGGCCGGAGUUUAUCAACCCGGGCGACUCCAACACCUCUUCACCAGUCCCAUCUGUCAAGCAGGAACCCGCCAACAACACCGAGUUCAUCAACAACCUGAGCUUGCUGGAGGAGACCGAGGACUUCACAGAGCAGAAACCCAUCAUCCUGUGCACUGAUUUCCAGUGUCAGGAGAACUGCGUCCACCAGCAAGCUCCACAGCAGCAGCAGCAGCAACAUCAGCAGCAUCCGCAGCAGCAGCACCCGAACCCGCAACUCCCGCAUCAGCAGCAGCAGCAGGUGCCUCUGCUCUCCACCCCGGUCGGCUCGUCGUCCUCAGCGGCCGCGGCCGCCGCUGCUGCCGCUGCCCAGAGGAAGAGCAGCUCCUCCCGGCGAAACGCAUGGGGGAAUAUGUCAUAUGCAGACCUCAUAACCAAAGCUAUCGAAAGUUCUCCCGAGAACCGACUAACUCUCUCUCAGAUUUAUGACUGGAUGGUGAAGAGUGUGCCUUAUUUCAAGGACAAAGGAGACAGCAACAGCUCUGCAGGAUGGAAGAACUCCAUUAGACACAACCUGUCCCUCCACAGCCGCUUUAUUCGAGUGCAGAAUGAGGGGACGGGCAAGAGCUCAUGGUGGAUGCUAAACCCGGAGGGCGGGAAGAGCGGCAAGUCCCCGCGACGCAGGGCAGCCUCCAUGGACAACAACAGCAAGUUCACCAAGAGCAGAGGAAGAGCAGCAAAGAAAAAGCUGUCCCUGCAGGGCGGCCCUGAUGGAGGUGCAGACAGCCCAGGCUCCUACUCCAAGUGGCCUGGCAGCCCCAACUCCCACAGCAAUGAUGACUAUGAUGCAUGGAACAGCUUCAGGCCUCGGACCAGCUCCAACGCCAGCACUCUUAGCGGUCGCCUCUCGCCCUUUGUGCCUGAGGAUGACCUUGGAGAGGCAGACGUGCAUAUGGGCUACCCCGGAGCCCCCGGGGCCAAGAUGACAGGCACGCUGCCCAGUCUCACAGAGAUGACAGGCUCUCUGGGACACAGUUCUGAGAAUGUCAUGGAGAACCUCCUGGACAACCUGAACUUGCUCUCUCCAAAUAACUCUCAGGUUGGAGGAGGGGCGACAACCCCUGGCUCCUCCCAGUCCUCCCCUUCUCCAAUGAUGCAGCCGAGCCCUGGGUACCCCUCUUACAGCUCGCCCAGCAUGGCUUCCCAGUCUCAGCAGGAAUACCACAAGUGUGUGUAUGGCCAAGCAGGAAUGAACAGCCUGUCAUCUAUGCCACUGCAGACACUGUCAGAGAAUAAAUCCAGCUUCGGGCCCAGUAUGAGCCAGUACUGCAGCACCGCAGGGCUUCUGAAGGAACUGUUGACAUCCGAUACGGACCAGCACGGAGAGCUAAUGCCAUCAGUGGACACUGUUGUGUCUCAGUCCAGCGGAGGCUGUAUGCUGCCACCAUACAACAGCAGCCAGCAUGCGGCCAAACUCAUGGGAGGAGGAAGCAGUCAUCCACAUGGUCUCCCUCACACUCAUCCCCACAAUGUGCACAGCCCAGCCUCAGCCACAUCAUCGGCUAUGAAUGGCCGUUUGCUCAUGACCUUGAACUACAGCGGGGGCGCCGCACGUUUACCGACAGCCAAAAGCCAGAUGCAGAUGCCUUAUGACCUCUCUGCCCACCUCGGCGGGGGAGGCAUGCCCGGCGGCUUCUGUCCUCUUAACACCAACAGAUAUGGUCGACCAGGAUUGUCAGCACCCUCGCAUCAAGAAAAACUGCCCAGUGACCUGGAUGACAUGUCCAUUGAGAAGUUUGAGUUUGACAUGGAGACAGUCCUCCAUGACACUCUAAUGGACGGGGACUCAUUGGACUUCAACUUUGAGCCAGUGGUGACCCAACAAGGUUUCCCACAUGGGGUGAAGACCACCACGCAUAGCUGGGUAUCAGGUUAGAGACUGUGAUUCACAAAAAAGUUCUUUCUACUUAAAUUCCCGUUGCUGACAUGGUCACAAUCAGAACUGACAUCGGACUAAAAAUGUAUCUGAAGAUACAUUCCUCAUCUGGACAUAACCUGCAGUCACUGUUCCACCAUCAUUUCUGUUUCAAAAAAUACUUCUCAGAUCACUGCAGCAGACUUGACCGGUCCUGAUCUGCUGAGGACAAAUGACCACCAGAGUUCUUGAAGGUGACGUCAGGAUUAUUUUCUGAAAUAAGUCAGUGCAAACUAAGUGCCAAACGUUUUGCCUUAACAUAUGAGCCAAACUGAAACACACGUCUCUGGUUUACUAUACAGUAGUUGUAAUCUUUGCAGACAAUACUGCCAACUACAGUACCAUCUCAUCAUGGUCAUCUGCAGAAGCAGCAGCAGAGCAGUCUGUUUAAGAACUUAAACUCACACCAAGCUGUUUACUGUGUCACAUCAAUCAAGAUUUUUGUAAUGGUGAUCGAUUACUGCUGCGGAGAAAUCAAAGAAGGUAAUCUGGCGAAUGGGUUAUGUUGACAGACAUGAUUUAAAACAAGAAAAAAAAAGAGAGAUCUUUCUCAACGGAUCCUUGAGUGAUGUUACAUAAAAACGUACUUCUUGAAUGUAGAUAUUGUAAUCAUACAGUUUGUGAAAUCAUUUCUUGUCAUGUAUUUUUCACAAUUGUAAAUAGUGUUUACAGAAUGGAAGCAAAAAUCGAGGCAGCAGAAAUGAGCCCCACAGAGAAAACUGGAUCAGACUCUUUUCAACCGUGCUAAGUGGACAGAUCUGCGCUAGAGAUCAAUCAGGCUGUAAAAUGAAAACGCGCGUUUUGAUUUCUUGUAAAUACAUUAAGAAUGUCUAUUAAAAAUGAUGCAGUUAGAUGUUUACUAGAUUCAGCAUAAAUUAUUUGUGGUUAAUAGAGAUUUAUGCUGGUGCAUAACCUGCACUCAGACAUGAGAAUUGUUCUGGGUCAUUCGUCACUCUGAACCUUAAUACCACAGGGGCCUAUUUAUUGUGCCUAACAAAGUAAAUUUAGACUGCGGGCUUGAAGGGUUUUAUAUUGUAAAUGUCUACGGUCCAUACGAUACUCAAAUCCAGCAGUCUUGAAGAACGGUGAACUCUUUCUUGUCAGUUUCCUACUUUGACUUUUCUUUAGAAGUCGGGAAGAAAUAAGUGACUGUAAAUUGUUAUUGUUAUGGUUUCCUGAACACUUUUCGGCGCUGUGAAUGUUACAAGGUCAAGACGGUUUGGAUAAAAGAUAUUCUCAGCGCUACUGUUGUUUUCACACCAAGGCUGCAUAACACCUGCAGAAGAUGCCGCCAGUAACCAGCCUGUGCCCUGCUCAGUUUCACAACUUUUUUGUAUUUUCUUCUGUGUCUUAAAAGGUUACUGUGACUGAUUUAGAUAGCACAGCGUCCAAAAGAGCCCUCUCAUGCUGUCAGUAGGAACAGCCUUACUGCUUUCACUGCCCCUCCUACCUCUACAUAUCAUCGUGUCCUUCUAAACAUUUGAUAUUAUGGUAUCACGUGACUUGAUAGCGCAAAUUAUCAUUUCCGUAACAGGUCUGUUUUAAAUUAUUGUUCGUUUUCCAAGCAAACUGCCACUAAGUGUUACGUGUCUGAUUCUUUAUCUCAGCUUGUAUAUUUGCAUUUUCAAACGGUCGUUUCCCAGUCGUUGCUGUUCUAGCGACAAACUUUUCAGCCCGUCGUUGACUUUUAUUAAGCAGAAUCAAAA
Messenger RNA from Pundamilia nyererei, 4098 nucleotides. RefSeq names its product forkhead box O1 a (gene foxo1a). The transcript is spliced from 3 exons. Gene Ontology annotation, molecular function: RNA polymerase II cis-regulatory region sequence-specific DNA binding; DNA-binding transcription factor activity, RNA polymerase II-specific. Gene Ontology annotation, biological process: regulation of transcription by RNA polymerase II. NCBI's taxonomy places the organism in Eukaryota, Metazoa, Chordata, Actinopteri, Cichliformes, Cichlidae. The record is from RefSeq and is a predicted model, not a curated record. The coding region runs from base 347 to 2353 and encodes 668 amino acids. Gene Ontology annotation, cellular component: nucleus.